UUCUCUAAGGUUGCAGUUGCAAGCCAAGUUGCAAAAGAAAUUUAACUAUCAAUGUCAAACAAACAAAAGUCAAUUGACUGAAAUGUUAAAUUUGGAUUGGAUUUGUUUGUUUUCCUGAUUUUCUCGAAUUGUUGAUAAAUCCAAUAGAUAAUUCAACUACGUACCCUUAUCAAAUAAUCAAAACCGUUUUCGAAAGUCAUCUAGACAAUAAGGUUUCAAGCGCAAUGGCGGGAAACCGCGAACGGAGUCGACGCAGUACUGAUCGCCAUCGGAGUCCUAGCGAUAGACACAGGAGUCGAGAGCGACGAGACAGGAGUCGGGACCAUCACAGGGAGCGGCCAUACGCUGAGAGGGACCGCGGCCGCAGCUCGUACAGGGAAGACCAUGGGGGAGGAUUAGGAGGAGGAGGUGGAGGCCCAGGUCCCAGAGGUCGCUACAAACCUCAAGAAGAGGAGUUUCUGGAUGCGAGACGAGAGCAACGGGAGAGAAUUGGACAAAUUGGAGUUGCCUCUGUGUGGGGCAAGUCACCAGUUAGGCCAGACUCUGACGAAGAAACCUCACAGCCAGAAAAAGAAACAAGCAAAAAAGAAAAGAAGAAGAGCAAGAAAUCCAAAGACAAAGAGGACACAAAACAGAAGUUGAAGAAAUUAAAAAAGAAACUCAAAAAGGUGAAGAAAGCUCGAAAAAAAGCAAAAAAAAGGAAAUCAAAGGGUUCUAGCAGUGGCAGCAGCAGCUCUGGUAGUGAAGAAGAGGUGUGGGUGGAAAAAGGAAAAGAACAUGAAGUAGUGGAGACACAAACAAAGUCUGCCAUAUCAAACCAGCAAGACACAGAGUUGGCUUCAGAAGUAUUCGGGCCCACACCACGCGUGGGUCCACAGUUGGGGCACAAGGACUUCGGGCGCGCCUUGUUGCCUGGAGAGGGUGCUGCGAUGGCCGCUUAUGUGGCUGAAGGCAAAAGGAUUCCACGGAGAGGAGAGAUCGGACUUACCUCAGAUGAAAUUGCGUCCUACGAAUCUGUAGGCUAUGUCAUGAGUGGUAGCAGACACCGGCGCAUGGAGGCGGUGCGCAUCCGCAAGGAGAACCAGAUCUACUCCGCGGACGAGAAGCGCGCGCUGGCCGCGUUCAGCAAGGAGGAGCGCGCCAAGCGAGAGAACGCAAUCCUCGCGCAGUUCCGCGACGUGCUGCAGGCGCGCGCCGCCCACAACCACCACAAGUAGCCACGUACGUCACCUCUACUAUUUCUUGACGGAUCUGUAUGUUUGUGGAAGAAACUGUUUUCGAUUUGUCAACCUAUGAAGUGCAGAGAUAAAAAAGACAAUUGUACAUCAAUAGGUAGCUGAGAGAAAUUCCCAAAAGAAUACGUCAAAAAAUGUUAUGGUCCAUUAUUGCUUACCUCCACAAUGUAUGUAUGUAACUAUAUUUUGAAUCAGAUAUGUUGACUGAUUGAGCUAAGAUUUUAUAUACACAUUUAGUUUGGAUGACAAUACAUUAUUAUGAUAUACAUGACAUGAUACACCUAGGAACGGCUCCCGACAAGAGAAUGUCUCAAUAAUUUGCACAGGCAUUAAAUAUUAAAGGUGGGUUUAGUUUCAAUGGCAAUGCAUUGUUGUAAUAAACAAGACCAAGAACGGCUCACAACGAAGGAUCUUAGGGUUUACUGCAUGGAAAUUUUUUUUUCAUGGGCUGAAUACCUAUCUCUGACAAUAGAAGCUUUUGUCAAAAAUGACAUUUUUGUAACAAAACCUUUUCGUUUAUUAUGAAAAUAUGGUCGUGCCGCAUUUGUAUAUACUUUGUAAUAAAGGAAUUGUUGAUCAAAUUAUAAAAGUUUUAUAUUAAAAAUAGAAUGAUAAGUGUAUGAAA
Messenger RNA from Plodia interpunctella (Indianmeal moth), 1860 nucleotides. RefSeq lists its product as uncharacterized. The transcript is spliced from 5 exons. NCBI's taxonomy places the organism in Eukaryota, Metazoa, Arthropoda, Insecta, Lepidoptera, Pyralidae. Bases 225 to 1217 code for a protein of 330 amino acids. The record is from RefSeq and is a predicted model, not a curated record. Gene Ontology annotation, molecular function: chromatin binding. Gene Ontology annotation, biological process: regulation of gene expression. Gene Ontology annotation, cellular component: nucleus.